This is a messenger RNA of Fonsecaea erecta, 1389 nucleotides long. RefSeq lists its product as hypothetical. Lineage: Eukaryota; Fungi; Ascomycota; Eurotiomycetes; Chaetothyriales; Herpotrichiellaceae. The transcript has a single exon. The record is from RefSeq and is a predicted model, not a curated record. The coding region runs from base 1 to 1389 and encodes 462 amino acids.
AUGACAUCCAACAACAUCCGCCAGCCUGGCAUAUUUGGACAAAUGUGUUGGGAUACCUAUACGAUAGGAGUGCUCGGGUUUCGCACAGCAACCGAUUCUACACCGGCGGUAAUCACAAAAGCCCUCGACCGAGCGGCGCUCAAGCUCCUCGAAGCAUAUCCAUUUCUCACAGGCCAAGUGAUCAACGAGGGACGAUCAAGCACAAGCUCAGGAACUUACAAGAUAGUCCCAUAUGCUCCACAUUCGGCAGGCAGAUCACCUGUUCGACCAAAAGAUUGUACUCAGCUAUGUCCGUCAUAUGAUGAGAUCCUUCAAGCUCACGCGCCUUUCUCAAUGCUCGAUGGCAGUGUGAUUUGCCCAAUGAGAGGAAUGGGCUAUGUAUAUGACCAGACCGUGGAGCUGCCGGUGUUCAUCAUCCAGGCAAACUUCAUUCGUGGUGGAUUGUUACUCUGCUUCGCAUCGAUGCAUAACGCACUCGAUAUGAAUGGGCAGGGUGUGCUGAUCAGGCAGUUUGCAGCUGCCAUGAGAGGCGAGGAUUUUGAUCCCCAGCUGGUAGCAGCAGGAAAUCAGGACGCCGACAGUAUCGUGCCGAUGCUGAAGGACGGGGAAAAAGGACUUAGCCAUGAGGAGAUGCGAGCACCUUCCAGUCAGAUUCCAGCCGCCAGUCCUGUCCCUGCGCCGCCUCCCCAGGAACAACCAACCCAGGCAGCCUCUUGGGCAUAUUGGCGCUUUCCUCAGGACAAAGUCGCCGAACUCAAGAAGCUUGCCAUGUCGUGCUCGACGAAGCAGGUCUCUACCAACGACGCCAUCACUGCCUUGUACACCCAGCGCCUCACCGCCGUACGCGUUGCUGGUGGCAGAGUUUCGCCAGACGAAUCAAUCCGCUGUCUCAGGGCGGCUGAUGCAAGGGCAAGACUGGACCCCCCCGUACCAGAGGGAUACCUGGGUCAUCUGGUAGGACUCGCAUAUACAGAGUGGCCCGCCGCCCGUACGGUCGUCGAGUCGCCACUCUCCACGGUCGCAAGCGAUCUCCGCCAGUCUCUCCAAAAAGUCGACGACCAUUACAUUCGCAGCCUGGCAACCCUGAUAUCCCGCACCGAGGACAAAAGAGCAAUCUUCUAUGGUGCUCGGAAGCAGCUGGCCAAGGACAUCUUCAUCUCUUCGUGGGCACAGAUGGAUCUCGCUCAGACCUGUGACUUUGGGCGGCUUUUGGGCGGGAAGCCUGAUUUUGUGCGCCGUGCAAAGUUGGACGAACUGCCUGAUCUGUCAUACAUCAUGCCAAAGGAUAAGCAGGGCGACAUGGCUCUGGGAGCAUGUUUGUUCAAGGCGGACAUGGACAGCUUGGAGAAGGAUGAGGUGUGGAAUCAGUACACGCGAUAUGUGGGAUGA